Aspergillus caelatus is the source of this 1221-nucleotide messenger RNA. RefSeq lists its product as uncharacterized. The record is from RefSeq and is a predicted model, not a curated record. Lineage: Eukaryota; Fungi; Ascomycota; Eurotiomycetes; Eurotiales; Aspergillaceae. The transcript is spliced from 2 exons. The coding region runs from base 1 to 1221 and encodes 406 amino acids.
AUGGCUUCAAUCGCCAGCAGGUCAUCUUUAUUUGAGUCUCCAUCAGUUCCUAGAUCAUCUCAUCAAUGGAAGACCGCUCUGCAUGAUGUCAAGCUUCUGUAUAUCCAGCGCCAGUACAAACAAUGUGCUGGCCGGGCUACGGAGCUGCUCGAGAAAGCUAGAGAACCUCUGCACCCCGUCUACAAGACGUACCUCUACUUCUACAGCGCAGUCUGCUAUGAGGAGAUGGGUCGAGCCGCUCACAAGUAUUCCAGCACCAAAGUUCCACUCCUACAAGGCGCGUUAGAUCGGUUUGACAUCUGUAGCACCGUUCUGCCCUCUCCCAUACCGGUCUCGAGCCGCUCUUCGGAGGAGUCGAACUUCCCCUCACUGGGAGAAUUCUCUUCCCCUUCUGAGUCCUCAGAAAGUCCAUCAACUGUGCCCAGUCUUGUCACCAGCAUCACAGAUAUCAUCGACAGUACCAUUCAGUGGAAAGAAGAGGAUCCAUUCAUCUCAGACAGUAAUUCCUGCCCAGAUACAGACAUUGGAGCCGUUACCAGAGUUGUCGAUGGCAGAGCAGACCGUCUGCUUGUUCCUCCUCCAUUGACAUUCAGGAAGUCCUCCGAUGAGAUUCCUCCGCCUACGGUAGUUCUCCGUGAUCCAGGCAACACUGCACCUCGGAGAGAGAGACCAGACCGAGCUCCUCUACCUCCUCCACUCCCUAUCAAGGUUGUUCCUCGUGCAGCCACAGGUAAAUACAAGAGAACGAUAGAUUCACCACUAGACAAUAGAGAUUCCCGACUAUGCACUGAUGACUUACUUAUCGAUUUAAACGAGAGAAAGCCUGCACCUGCGACCCCACAGUACAGUGAUUCCAUCAGACGCUACAAUAGCAGUAUCCGAUCCCUGCGAUCUCAAAUCGACUCCAGUUUUAACUCAAUUCAUGUGCUGAUCGAUGAAAUCGAAGAGAAGCAGCAUACCCGCAAAAUGGCCAAGACUAUCAAGCGAUCUGCAUCGUUCUGGAGCUUUAGUCCUAUCAAAGCGGGUGAUGGAUGCUGGGAGAAGGUCGAGGUUCCGAAAAGGUCCCCGGGCAGAGAAACUAAGCAGGAGAGAAUCGAGCGGCUACGCGGUGAAGGAUGGAAGACAGUAGGACUACGAUCUGCAGCGCGGGGAUGGAAAGGAGGAGAAUACUACAAGGUUUAUUGCAGUUCUGUUUUGGACGAACUUUAUUUGGAGUCGUAG